Molecule: messenger RNA, 786 nt
Organism: Trichoderma citrinoviride
Lineage: Eukaryota; Fungi; Ascomycota; Sordariomycetes; Hypocreales; Hypocreaceae
Exons: 2
Coding region: 1-786 (261 amino acids)
Biological process (GO): peptidyl-proline hydroxylation to 4-hydroxy-L-proline
Cellular component (GO): endoplasmic reticulum
Molecular function (GO): iron ion binding; procollagen-proline 4-dioxygenase activity; L-ascorbic acid binding
Source: RefSeq, a predicted model, not a curated record
AUGUCCGGCUUCAUCACCGCAGACUACACCUCCAAUCCCGUCGACAUCCCCGACACCUUCCUCACUACUCCCCCCUCCCAGCCAGUCACCUUCAGGCCCGUCCCCUGGGAGGACUCCCCCGUGCCCGAGUACGCCAAGUGCAAGGCCUGGAUCCUCGACAACGUCCUGUCCCCUGAGGAGUGCAGCCAGCUGAUUGCCUAUGCCGAGGCGUCGGCGCGGCCCGAAAAGCCCGGCGAUUCGCCCUGGAAGCCGGCUCUCGUCAGCGUCGCGCCUGGCGUCGAGGCUCGGGUCCCGGGCUACCGCAACAGCGACCGCAUCAUCUGGGAUAACCAGCUUCUCGUGGACCGCCUGUGGGACCGCUGUGCUCAGGCGGAGGGGCUCUCGGAGCUCGUUGCCACGGCCCCCUGCCCAAGGCCCGAUCACAUCCGCACCCAAGGAACAUGGAGGUUUGCCCGCCUGAAUGAGCGGAUGCGCUUCCUCAAGUACACCCCUGGCAUGUUCUUCAGACCACACUGCGACGCACCCUAUCGAUCUGGCAACACCGAGGGACCCAUCCUGGAGACGUAUUAUACCCUACAUCUCUACCUCAACGAUGAAGGCCUGGUCGGGGGUGCGACGUCCUUUCUCUCGCGCGACAGGUCGAAGCGCCUGGAUGUUAAUCCCAAGACCGGCAGCGUCCUCAUCUUCCAACACCCCCUGCUGCUACACGAGGGAGCGGAUGUACUUGAAGGUACCAAGUAUACCGUGAGGACGGAGAUUAUGUACCGUUGGGAAGACGAGGCCUAA